Molecule: messenger RNA, 1617 nt
Organism: Mobula hypostoma (lesser devil ray)
Lineage: Eukaryota; Metazoa; Chordata; Chondrichthyes; Myliobatiformes; Myliobatidae
Gene: fam113
Product: family with sequence similarity 113
Exons: 10
Coding region: 154-1494 (446 amino acids)
Source: RefSeq, a predicted model, not a curated record
CGGAAAACAAACCGAGAGAACGAAAAAGAAACAGAAAGAAAAAGAGAGAGAGAAGAGAGAGAGAGAGAGAGAGAGCGAGAGAAAGAGAGAAAGAAAGACACAAAGACACAGUAAGACAGUGAGUGCGUGCCUCUGUCUCUGUCCUGUUCCACGAUGGGGUUCACCUCCAGCGAGGCCAGCGACCUGCUGCGUAAUAAGUUUGUGGUGGUUCUGGGAGACUCCAUCCAGCGGGCCGUUUAUAAGGACCUGGUUCUGUUCCUGCAGAAGUCAGACCACCUGACUGGUGAACAGCUGCGUGCUAAGUCUGAGCCGAGUUUCGAGCGGGACUGUCGGCUGGAGACCAGCGAGCAGACCAAUGGCCCGGAGUUCCGCGAGUCUCGCCAGUUCUGCGAUCACUUCCACCUGCUGCGUUUCCACUUCCUGACUCGCGUCUACAAUGACUAUGUGGAGGAGAUCCUGAAGGGAUUCCUGGCUGAACCCCUGCCGGAUAUCGUCAUCAUUAACUCCUGUGUCUGGGACAUCUCCAGGUACGGUGAAGACUCCAAGAUGGAGUACUGGAGGAACCUUGAGCGUCUGUUCACCCGGCUGAGGGAGGUCCUGCCAGCUGACUGCUUGGUCAUCUGGAGCCUGGCCAUGCCCCUUGGCUCCCGGCCCAAGGGGGGAUUCCUGCCCUCUGAGCUGCAAAAGCAGUAUCCACACCUGCGCGAAGAUGUGAUGGAGGCGAAUUUCUACGUGGCAAAGCUGGCUGCAGCUUACAACCUUGACGUGCUGGACCUGCACUUCAGGUUCCGGCACCGGCUGAGUCAGCGAGCGCCAGACGGGAUCCACUGGGACCAGCGGGCUCACCGCACCAUUACCCAGCUACUCCUGCAUCAUAUCGCAGAGGCGUGGCACAUCCAUCUGCCCCCGCUCAAGGCUUCAGUUCCGGUGCCACGGGGAGUUGGUCCCAGAGGAUCAGGCCCUCUCAGAAGGAACGUUGCUGUGGAAAACCACUUCACAUCUGACCUGCCUGAGUCCUUCCUGGGGUACAUGAGUUUCAGGGAUGGACCUGGACCUGUAGUUCCGGUGCCACGGGGAGUUGGUCCCGGAGGAUCAGGCCCUCUCAGAAGGAACGUUGCUGUGGAAAACCACUUCACAUCUGACCUGCCUGAGUCCUUCCUGGGGUACAUGAGUUUCAGGGAUGGACCUGGACCUGGACCUGAAGUCCUGGCGCCGUGGGAAGUUGGUGGCCGAGGACCUGCUCCUCACAACCGGAACUACCUCAGACCUGACCUGCCGGGGCCUUGUCCACCACCUGUGAGAUUCAGGGACGCCCCUGGCCCUGACGGAGCUGCUGCUGACAGGGCUUCUGCCAUGGGCGACCCUCAGCGCCUGAAUGGUCCCUGGCCACCGGUGUGCAACAGGCGCGUGAUGAGGCGACGAGCGCAGGAGCCAUACAGCUUGGCUCAUUGUGGUCGGCCAGUGUACUCGGGCCGCAGGGGCUCCUCCCACUGACACCCUUGGACAUGUCCUAUGCAGGGAGGAAUUGUUGCUGUGUGUGUGGGGGGGGGGUGGUGGGUGGAAGAGAGCCAUUUUCAGGACCAAAGAAAAAGCUGGCUUCUGUUGUGAGAUGCAGCC